This is a messenger RNA of Pongo pygmaeus (Bornean orangutan), 1926 nucleotides long. RefSeq names its product centromere protein V like 3 (gene CENPVL3). Gene Ontology annotation, molecular function: carbon-sulfur lyase activity. The record is from RefSeq and is a predicted model, not a curated record. Bases 30 to 893 code for a protein of 287 amino acids. Lineage: Eukaryota; Metazoa; Chordata; Mammalia; Primates; Hominidae. The transcript has a single exon.
AAGGAGGCUGCUCAGCAACUGACGGGGAAAUGGGGGUAGCGGGCUGGGCACGCGCUCGGGAGUCUGCAGGCGCCAUGGGCAGAGUGAGGAACCGCGCCACUGCUCAGCGGCGGAGGCGAAAGCGGCCCGGGGAUCCUCCCGCCGCCUGCGCGGCCAUCGCGGUCAUGGGCGCCAGCCGCGCGCAGUGCCCCCGGGUCCAAGUCGGGGUCGGGAGCCACGCGGCCGCCAAGAGGUGGCUGGGAAGGUUGCGGCGGAAUCGCCGGUGGCGGCGGGUCCGGGAGGCGGGCUCCAGAGAUCCGCUGCCCUCCGCGCCACUCCCGGACCUGCCGGCGCCCGCCGAGUCCCCUAAGGAGCUGGACCUGGGCGCACAGCGGGAGCGCUGGGAGACGUUCAGGAAGCUGUGGGGCCUCAGCUGCGAGGGCGCCGCCAAGGUCCUGCUGGACACCUUCGAGUACCCGGGCCUCGUGCAUCACACCGGGGGCUGCCACUGCGGCGCGGUCCGCUUUGCGGUCUGGGCCCCUGCAGAUCUGCGCGUCGUGGAUUGCAGCUGCAGGCUGUGCAGGAAGAAGCAGCACCGCCACUUCGUCGUCCCGGCCUCGCGCUUCACGCUGCUCCAGGGCGCAGAAAGCAUCGUCACCUAUCGGUCCAACACGCACCCGGCGCUGCACAGCUUCUGCAGCAGGUGCGGGGUGCAGAGUUUCCACGCAGCUGUCUCUGACCCCCGCGUGUACGGCGUCGCCCCGCACUGCCUGGACGAGGGCACCGUGCGCAGCGUGGUCAUCGAGGAGGUCGGCGGUGGCGACCCGGGGGAGGAGGCCGCCGAGGAGCACAAGGCCAUCCACAAGACGUCCUCCCAGUCAGCCCCUGCCUGUCCCCGCGAACAGGAGCAGUGACUGGGGCCGCAAGCCCGCCUGAAACCGGCCCGGGCGGCCCUGCGGGGAGCGUCCGAGUACCUGCACAGAUCCCAUGCUGUGAAAGAGGUGUUUCUGGCCCGGUCAAACCGUGGAUUCCCUUCCAGUAUUUGCCCUUCCCCUCCGCUAGUUUUCAGUGAACUCGCUUACGAUCCAAAUCUUGAACACACCUUUGUCUGUGUAGUACAACGUUAAUCUUGCAAUUCGAUAAGGAAGAAGAGUGUCUCUGAUUUUUCAAACCAUCCAUUGUAUCUCUCGCUUUUACUGUUCUGCCUACAGUUGUCACAAAUCACCUGCAGAUGAUUCCUGUGUACUGUACGUUCCUGGUGCUAUUGUGAACAGGCUUGCUGUUUUCAGCGCUUUGCGUCUGGUGUGUAGGACGGCAACACACAACCAGUUUGUAAACAUGUGCUAGGACGUCUUCCAUUCAUUAUCGUGUGUGUGCGACGUGUGUGUUUUAGAUAGACAUUCACGUUUGCACUACUUAGUCCAGUUAUUUAGUGUUUUUUAUAUGAUGUUUUAAGAUUCAUUAGUAUUACAUACCUCAUUGCUCUUACUAGACGAAUGAUGUUAGUAUUUUCCUCCGUUUUGUUUUAGAAACUGUCUCUGGGAAAGGAGAUGGGAGACAGGAAUGAGAAACGUCUGUGUGCUGUAUGCCCUCUUUAAUCUUUCUAAAUCCCUAUCUUAUACAUGUGUAAGUAUUCAGAAAUCAGUAAAUAUUUAAUAAUAGAAAAGUAUGUAUUUCUAUGCUGUAUAUUACAAAACCAACUCUAAUUUAUAUGUAAUUCUUGAUAUCUGAAAUUUUUAUCAAACAAUCAGUGGUGGUUUCAAUGAUACAUAUCAAUAUUAUCAUUUUAUGGCUUCAUAGAAUUAAAAAAUAUGGAUCUUUCAUAAUUUAUGUAAUCAACCUCAUCUGAUGGAUGUUUAGCUUUUUUCCAACCUUCAGUGUAAUAAUAAUAUUUCAAAGGAGCAAACUUCUAAUAAAUGUCUGCAUUGUUCUACUACUUCGGUAAAA